This is a messenger RNA of Oncorhynchus keta (chum salmon), 1965 nucleotides long. Its product is annotated as zinc finger protein Gfi-1b-like. Lineage: Eukaryota; Metazoa; Chordata; Actinopteri; Salmoniformes; Salmonidae. The record is from RefSeq and is a predicted model, not a curated record. The coding region runs from base 134 to 1117 and encodes 327 amino acids. Gene Ontology annotation, biological process: regulation of transcription by RNA polymerase II. The transcript is spliced from 6 exons. Gene Ontology annotation, molecular function: RNA polymerase II cis-regulatory region sequence-specific DNA binding; DNA-binding transcription factor activity, RNA polymerase II-specific.
AAUGGGUGCGAGGGUAAAGAAAAGGGGAUGUUAGCGACACCAAAGAGAUAGCAACCACUUCAGAUUCAACUGUGCAUACAAGUGGUAUUUAUCUCUCUCACGCUCUGCACCUUCCCCUUGCCUCAGCUCUGUCAUGCCUCGCUCAUUCCUGGUCAAGAGUAAGAGACCAGGGUCUCAUCCCCCUUGCUUCUCUAAAGGCACCAGACACACAAACCCUGACCAGCCACAACCUCAUACAAAUCAUCACGACAGGCAGAACAGGGCGUGGCAGGAAGUAAGGUCCCCACAUCGGAGCCCCUUCCAGGAGGACCAGGGCAACCUGUACUCAGGGUCAGAAGUCAAGGACACCCUGGACUACCCCUGUCCUAGCUGGGACGCCAUGGCAACCAGACCACACAGCACCUCGCCAGCUGACCUCUGGACCAGCAAGUCUGCAGAAACACAAGGGUACGAUGGUGUGGAGCCUUCCGAGUCUGCCCUGCCCUGGUCCCUACACUGGCCCCGGGGCCCUGACAGAGAGAGGGAGCUGGAGAAACUGGUCCAUGUCUUACUGAGCCACAGGCCACAUAUGGACCUCAAUUCCACCAGCCCAUGCCCCCUCUGUGAAAAGGUCUUGUACUCAGGAGCUGUACUGAAGACUCAUUUACUCAGGUCCCGUACAUGCGUGCAUGCAGUCCCAUUGGCCACAUCAGCCAAAGCCCCAGAGCACCCCUACGAGUUCAAACAAGCUCUGGGCACGUACGGAAGACCAAAGGAGCGUAGCCAUAGCUGUAAGGAGUGUGGGAAGGUAUUCAAGCGCUCCUCCACCCUGUCCACCCACCUGCUCAUCCACUCUGACACCAGGCCCUACCCCUGCCAGUACUGUGGCAAGAGGUUCCACCAGAAGUCAGACAUGAAGAAACACACCUUCAUACAUACAGGUGAGAAGCCCCAUGUGUGUCAGGUGUGUGGCAAGGCCUUCAGCCAGAGCUCCAACCUCAUCACCCACAGCCGUAAACACAGCAGCUACUGGCCCUUCAGCUGCACGCACUGCCAAAGCAGCUUCCAGCGCAGACUGGACCUACAGCGCCACCAGGAGACACAAUGUGUCCAUAGCAGCGUGUACACACAGAGCUGAGGCCACGGGUAUAAUGGAGAUUUGUAUUACAUAAGUACUGUAUGUAGCACAAGAAUGAGUGCUUUGUAUAGAUUGUUGACUGGUAUUUGCAGCUCCAUUUUUAUAUGGUACUUUGAUCAGUGACUGAGGCUAAGCACAUUACUUAUGUUCAAGUUAAUUGGGCAUUUGUUUUUAUGGAUUUGCUUUCGCUCACAGCUUUUCAGGUUGACCGUUUGGAUAGUGCCUUGAGGGGACCUGAUCACUUUAACAUCUCUAGCAAUGUCAUAUAGUGUACAAGCUGGAUUCCAUUAUUAGCGCAGAAGAUCAGCGUUGUAGCCAGUUGAAAUGUAAAGAUAAUUUUCGAUUCAGCCAACAUAUGCAACAUUUACCACGAAUGCUGUCUCCGCCAACACGGAAACGUUUCCUUUAAAUGUCAGUCACGCUUUAACGCUACGGAUUGAAUCCAGCCCUUUAGGUCCUGGUCUCUACUAUGCUGUAUGUCUAAAAAGACACCUUAUUAAAAAAAAGGUGGUUUGUAGAGUGACAAAGCAAACCCCUAUUUCUCACUGUAAUUGUCAAUUUUCCUCAGAGAGCCGUUACAAUUGUAGCUCCCAUUGUUGGUGUAUGAAUGAAGCUGCCAUUUUCACUUCACUGUGGCAGCCCACCCAAGGGCAUAAUAAUAUACAUUCAGGCCAUGGGGAACAUGACAGCAGUACGAGCAGAGAGAGACAAUGAUUAUGUUGAAGUGAUGCUCCACAAUUAUGGCGAGACAACGUGACUGCAUAUUUUCAGUGUCACAGCCUGGUCAGCAGGAGUAUAUAUAAAAAGGGAUUUAGAUAUAAAAUAAAAAAAUACUCUGUUUAAGUUUA